AUGUCCACCGCCGGUUCUCACAAAGAUCUUGAGCUCAAGGAGCACGGCAGCGAGCCCGACCUUGACAACAAGGAGACUAGCCUUAUGAAGAGCGAAAUGGAGAGCGAUGACCCAGAAGUACAAGCCAAGGCAUGUGCAAAGCGCAUGUCUACGAUCGUAGACACUGCUCUAGACCGACUCAAGCCAUUCCUUGAGAUGAUGGUUGAGAGCAUAGAGCGUGCCGAGCGCAAGAAGAAAAACGAUCAAGAGAUCGACGAGCAGGAACUAGUCGACCAAGUCAAGCCGCUCCUCGAGCGGUCCACCACUAUCCUUCAAGAAUGCUACGGUGCCAUCAAGGCCCUUGAUCCCGAUGGUAAGAUCGCAAACAAUGCACAGAACCGGGCCAAGAAUAGUGAGGCAAGCGCCGAGGAGCAGCAUCUUGCACAGGGUCUUGCAACGCUGGCAGGAGAUGUCACCAAGACUAUUGAGCGCAUCAAGGAGUUCAUCAAGGAUAUGCCACAUGCGAAGAACCAGCUAGGGCCGCUGUUGGACUUGUUUGGCGAACCCUUGUUCCAAAUUCUCUCUGCUGUCGGGUUGCUCCUGAACGGUGUAUUGGGACUCGUUGCGGGUAUCCUUGACGGGUUGGGUCUUGGCGGACUCAUCAGGGGCCUUCUCAACGGAUUGGGACUUUCGAAGCUACUCAAGGGCUUGGGAUUGGGCACUUGGUUGGAGGAGAAGCCAAAGAAAUAA
Molecule: messenger RNA, 729 nt
Organism: Morchella importuna
Lineage: Eukaryota; Fungi; Ascomycota; Pezizomycetes; Pezizales; Morchellaceae
Exons: 3
Coding region: 1-729 (242 amino acids)
Source: RefSeq, a predicted model, not a curated record